AUGAUAUUCGUGUUUGGGACUAAAUAUUUCGGAUUUAUUUUAAAGUUCCCCAUCCAAAAUAAACUCCCAUUAAAUUCAACCAAAAAAGCCUUGUAUAUAACUGCAUCUUCAAUUCUCAUUUUUGCAUUACCUCUAGCUGUCAUCAUUUUUUGUUAUUAUCACAUUUUUAUUAAAUUACGUGAAGCACUUAAGUCCUGUAAACGGCUUAAACGUGGGGCUAAUUCCAGAGCGCCAUAUCAUCGGGUAACGAGAUUAGUCUUGUGGGUUGUUAUCUUCCACGUAUUGUGUUGGUCUCCAUUUUGGCUUUUUAAUUUAUUUUCUUCAAUCUUCCGGCUCCGAAUUUCGACACAAUUUGAUCGUGUUGUUGUUAAUAUUAUUCAUUUAUUUCCAUACAUCAAUUGUGCCCUCAACCCAAUUUUAUAUGUUGCAAAUGCUGAAAAUUUUCGAAUAGCUUUUCGGUCAUUUUUCUGCCCAAAAUUUGUCAACAGAAGUAGAAGGAGGAGUGGAGGAGAAUUUUUUGAAGACAGCCGUUGUGUGGUAAUUACUGGAGGAGGAGGGGGAGUUGGAGGAGGAGGAAGGUCUAAUUCUAUGGGAGUUGGAGGUCCCGGAAGUUCUGUAACUAAUGGAAGUAAUCCUGCCGUCCUUUUGACUACCGAAGAAAAUAAUAUUUGCAAAAAUAAUGCUGCAUUUUUGAGAUUUUCUUCAAAUUCUGAACGAGCAUUAUUAACAACAUCAGGACCUGUUUACAAUUCUUUAUCUAAUGGAACAGGAAAUGGAAUUAUUAAUAAAAUUAGUGGAGGUUCAGCUCCUUCACUUUUAGACUGUCCAAAACUUCCAUUACGUGCUUAUAGUGCAAAACAUUCUGUUAUAACAAUAGAAGAAUGUUCUUCGGAUAAUGAUGGGGGACAGAUUAAUAAUAAUGAAGAAAAGAUUUCUGUCAUUACAAGACAAAUAUCUCGAAGGAGAAGAAGCUCUGCUUGUGAACAGGCUAUUUUAAGUGGUGGUGGAAUAGCUGCUGCAAGUGCUGUGCCUUUUGUUGGAAAAAUAGCUAAAGAGCAAAAAGAGGAGGAAAAUGGCAUUAGAACAACAGAGAAAUCACUUUUAGAAGAGAUAAACAUAUCAGAAGAAUUACCACCUUCAAUUCCUUCAUCAGGCAAAAGGACAAGUAUUUGUCUUUAUAAAAUUGGAAUAAAUACAGGAGUAAUUACUAAAAAUACACAAUUAAAAUAUUCAUCUAAUGAUGAAAAAGAGGAAAAAUUGAAUGAAGAAAAAUUUAGUAGUAAAUUAAUUUUGGACGAAGAAAGUGAAAAAGAUGAAUUUAUUUAAUUUUAAAAAAUAAUUUUAUUGCCUUAUUUUUAUUAAUAUUUUAUUUUUUUGUUAAAGUUUUAUUGAGUUUAUUUAAAAGAAGGAAAAGUUCUGGGACCUUUACUUCUAAGAUUUUUAUCGAGUAGGUUGUAUUUAUGGAGGGAAUUGCGAAUAAUGAAUUUUUUAAACUUUUUUAAGGAUUUUUGGAGAUUUAUUUGAA
Meloidogyne enterolobii is the source of this 1525-nucleotide messenger RNA. The record is from the annotation of a GenBank genome assembly. NCBI's taxonomy places the organism in Eukaryota, Metazoa, Nematoda, Chromadorea, Rhabditida, Meloidogynidae.